Messenger RNA from Aureobasidium subglaciale EXF-2481, 1026 nucleotides. RefSeq lists its product as uncharacterized. NCBI's taxonomy places the organism in Eukaryota, Fungi, Ascomycota, Dothideomycetes, Dothideales, Saccotheciaceae. The record is from RefSeq and is a predicted model, not a curated record. The transcript has a single exon. The coding region runs from base 154 to 945 and encodes 263 amino acids.
AAUGUUAUCUAGCAAACGAGGAACCAGCAAUAAAGCAGGGCAAAGAAGGAACUCAAGACUUGUUUGCCUGUGAAGGGUGUCAGCAAGCAAUUGGUACGGCAAAGCAAGACCCAAACAUAUAUAUCGACCUUCUCAAAACAUCAUACACAAACGAUGUCGGCGCAUGUAUACACCACACCGAGGAUCCUCGAGGGAAGAAGAAAGAGCAACAACAUAACCAAACGCCUCCUUUGCCAACGACAAAGACAAUUUACCUGGGACGUAGGCACCUCGUCCUCUUCAAUCUCCUCCAUCUCAGCUUCCCCCAAGCACCAAGACACCGUGGGUGAUUGCAUUUACAUCCGCCAACCACGACUCCUCAAAAGCACAAUGACUCUCACCCACUACAGCUCCGCAGACGACGAAGACUACACCUCAAGCGACAACGACCACCUCUUCAUGAAAGACUCUCCUCGACGACAGAGCGGCGGAACAGCAAGUCCUCCCCGCAGUGAUGGCCAAUUAAUUCCUUUACGAGGAAGAGCAACAAGUCGCUCAUCUCCAAUCUGCGUAUGUCGUAAUCCUUCCGCCAUUGCAUCUGCUGCAUCCUCCGCUGCUGCGUAUAGUCCUGUGGAGCCAGCCAUCUGGAAUGAGUUGCGACGGUUGUUUCGUGAUGGCGAUCCGAGAAAGCAGUUUGAUAUCCUGCGAAGACGCACGCCGGCGGAUGAUGACCAAGGACAUGGAUUCAUCCUUGUGGAGGCGAGGGUACAAGCACAAGAUGGUACGAUGAUUGCGAAAGGAGAGCCAUGUACAGACGACGUCCUUUCAUUGAGGAGUUUGAGGAACGCGUUGAUGGAGACACAAGGUGUGAAGCACUUGCCAUUCAAGAAUGGAGAUGAGAUCAUCGCAGGCAGGAUUCGGGAAUUUGAGAAGAGUUGUUCGGCUUGCAGCUUACCACGCUAUUGAAGGAUCAGGCUCGUGCUUAUAUUGUGCCAUACAAGAGGGCUACGGGAGAGAGGUUGCUUUGAGCGGAGACCAAAGCGCGAA